Molecule: messenger RNA, 5344 nt
Organism: Phycodurus eques (leafy seadragon)
Lineage: Eukaryota; Metazoa; Chordata; Actinopteri; Syngnathiformes; Syngnathidae
Gene: tdrd7a
Product: tudor domain containing 7 a
Exons: 21
Coding region: 1-3534 (1177 amino acids)
Biological process (GO): lens morphogenesis in camera-type eye; lens fiber cell differentiation; spermatogenesis
Source: RefSeq, a predicted model, not a curated record
AUGUCUGACAGCGAGUCCAUCAAGAAAAUGCUGCGGUCUGUACUCCAGUCCAGCAAGGAGGGUGUGAGUAUUCACAGACUGCAGCUGGAGUACCGCUCACUCUGUGGAGAAAAUAUCCCUCUGAAGAAACUGGGCUUCAUCAAUUUGGAAGACUAUCUCAGAGACAUACCCUCUGUGGUGCGGCUGGACUACAACAAUGGCGAUUUGAGAUGCUUUGCUGCAGUAUGCAGCGAGACAGCACACAUCGCCCAGCUGGUGGCGCGACAGAAGAGUUCCAAGAAAUCAGGAUGUUCCCAAUUUGUUAACUGCAGGAUGAGACGCAAAGCUUCUGACCCUUACAUGCGUCGUGGGUGGCCAAUGUCUUCUCUCCGGCAACCUUCUGCUGGUGGCACUUUCAAGCUAACAAACCGCUUUCAAUCCCAUGGUGGCUACAGAGGCUUCAGUGCCUCAGGAGAUGUCAGGCAGAUGGGCCAGUGCAUCAUCCCACCAGUGGAACACAGACACUCUGCCCCUCACCCAGCUGUGAAACAGUCUGUUAUCCCUGACAGGCCCAAGAAUUUGAUCAUUCUCCAAAAAUCAGAAGAGAAUCCACCUGAACAAGUCUCCAGAACCAACUGUUCUGAGUCAAGACUAUAUGACUACGACGAGAUUGUGGUGCAGCGAAGGUUAAACCAGCUAUUGAAGAAGUACUGCUCUGGGCUGUGGAUGUCUAAACUGCCAACUGUCUUCAGUGAAAUGUUCAGUCAGCAGCUCCAUCCUCAGGUGCUCAAAGAUCUGGAAAAGUGGACACAGAUUUGUAUGGUAGAGAAAUCAUACAGCGCCAAAGGGGACCGCCUGGUUUACCCUCCUCUGCUUUCCUCGAUUGCUCCCAGAAGUGGCCUGGCUGACGACUCUGCAAAAUCCUCCAUCAACUUGAGCACUAUAUCUACAUUAACUUACUCACAGGAGUCUACUUCAGCCCCUCUUCCAGUUGACCAUGUUCCAAAACCUACAGCUUUCUCCAUAAAACUCCCUGCCGACCCAGCACUCGGAUUGUCUACACAGCCUGCUGAUCACGCCACGUCUUUGAAAGUGCCACAAAAGUUGUUCCACAGUCUUGCAGUCAGUUCAAGUAAUGUUAACUUUGUCACUGCUGAUAACCUCAGACAAAAUGGUCCACCUUUGGCUCCUACAUGGAAAUGUCCUCCAAAAAACAACACUUGUAAAGUUUCCUCAGAAAAUUUACCACCACGCAAGUCUGCAUUGUCCUCGAUCGCUGUUUCUUGCCCUAGUCCUCCUGUCAAGUCAUGUGCUGCCCUUGUGCCAGAUGAUGUGUGUUACAGAAUAAAGGAACUUCUAUCAAAGUACACCAAUGGGCUGUGGGUCCAUGCAUUGCCUAAACUUUUCAUUGACACAUACAAGACCCCAUUCCCUGAGCAUUUUAUGAAUAAAUUGUGUCUCCUUCCGGACCUGUGCACUGUGGAGUACCCUAUUCCAAAUGACAGCAAGAAGGCCAUCCUGUAUAAGUCCAUGAGAGUAAACCUGGAACAAACUGACAGCAGAGACAGUCAGAAGAGCAGAAGCUACCACCUUCCAUCUGGCGUGAAUGUUAUUGGCCCCAAAAUUCCUGCCUGUUUAGUUCAUCCCUCAAUGCAGUAUCCCUCUGUGCUGGUUAUUGAUGCCAAAAGCAGUAAUGCAGUCACCAUAAGGUAUGUUGGCAAGGACUAUUCCGAAGCCCAGGAGGCAAUGGAGGAUGCUAUGCUUUCCUUCUAUAAACAAAACCCCACCCUCCAGCCUCUCUCUAAGCUUGCUGUGGGUCAGGUGGUAGCAGUCAAAGGGGAGAAUGGCAAUGAACUGACUAGAGCUCAGGUCACUGAGGUGACCAAGAAUAACAUCACGGUUUACUAUGUGGACCACGGCUUUACUGUGGAGACUCAUAGAGCAAGUGUCCUGGAUUUGCACCAUGACUUCCUUUCACUGCCCUUCCAAGCCGCCAAUGUUAGGCUGGCAGGUUUAGAGGCAUUCAGUUCCCAUCCCUCUGUGUUGUCCACUUUGGAGAAGUUUGCGGUCGGAAAGAUUCUGCUGAUGGAGAUGUUGGGUUCUAUUCACCACAAUGACUUGCCUGAGGCAUUGCUCUAUGACACCUCACAAGAUGAAGACAUCAACAUAAACUCUGUCUGCUUAAAGGAACUGCAGGACAAAACCAUGAAUAACCCCUUAACUGUGUAUUCUACCUAUCAGGGUGUAUGUGUCACAAAUGUGUGUGCAGAUGGCAUUGUCUUCUGCCAGCUGCCCUCCAGAGGAACCCCGAGACUCAGCAAGUUGUUGGAAAAAACAAAAGCAUUUUUUAUAUCCCAGAUGACUUCUGAGUACUUGGUUUCUAAACCCUUCCAUGGUAAGAUGUGUCUGACAUGCUACAAAGAUAAAUGGUCCAGAGCAGAGAUAACCAACCUUCAUGGCAAUAGGGUAAUUGAGGUUGUCUUAAUUGAUUUGGGUGUACCAGCAACUGUAGAGGUGACUGAACUUCGAGAGAUACCCACUAUUUUUAUCGGAGACCUCACCCUCAUCCCGCCACAGGCCAUCAGAUGCCGUCUGGCUGAUGUGGCUGUUCCAGAGGGAGACUGGAGCCCAGAUGUUGUUUCAUAUAUAAAGGAUGCUGUCCUGGGGGUUGAAGAUUGUAAAAUGAAGAUUUUGAAGUUAGAGGAGGACAAAGGGGGGAGACUAGUGCACAUAUACCUAUAUGUUGAUGCUGACUGUGAAGACAUGCACCAGAGCAUCAACCAUCAGUUGAGCAACUCAGACGGAUGGCAGACACUCAACAGCAAAAAAAGCUGCACGGCCACUGAUAAUUGCAGUGCUUCAGUUAAGAGACUGGCUUUAAACAGCCCAACUCAUUUUCAUCCACAACUAUGUGAAUCAUCUUCGGCAGAUACAACCGCCAGGAUGCCCCCACCACUGGAACUCCCCCUGCCUGGUCAGAACAUGGAUGUCCAUAUACAAUCAGCUUGCCACCCUGCUUACUUUGUGCUGCAGCCAUGGCAGGAUCUGCAUAAAUUGGUAGUGUUGAUGGGAGAGAUGAUGCUCUAUUACAAUCAGACUGUUACCACCACAGUUAUGGAAAUCAAGAAAGGAGACAUCUAUGCAGCCAAAAUAGACAAAAAUUGGUACCGUGCAGUGGUGAAGGGCGUUCUGUCCAACGGCUUGAUUUCCAUUUAUGAGUUGGACCACGGCAAACACGAGCUUCUGCGCAGCGCUUUUCUCCAACCUUUGAUUGAGGAAUUUCGACAGCUGCCUUUUCAGGCCAUCACUGCACAGCUGGCAGGCGUACCAAAGUGCCAGUGGUCAGAGGAGGCCUCCAUGGUCUUCAGGAACCACGUGGAGAAGCAAGCACUUGUGGCCCAGAUUGAAAGUGUACAAGACGAGUCAGAGGUCAAGGGAGAACUGUGGGAGCAGAAAAUAACUGUGUAUUUAGUGGACACCAAAGUGGAAGACAAGGAUCUUUGGAUCCACAGCUUCAUGGCAGACAUUUGGAGUCAGCCAUCUUCCCCUGCUUAGAGGAUCAGAAAUGUUCGUUCGUUAUUUUUUGUUUUGCUGUGCUUUAUGCAUGUUUUGAUUUGUUAAUUUUUCUUUCCUUGUUUAAACUUGAGGCGGCACGGUGGACGACUGGUUAGAGCGUCAGCCUCACAGUUCCUCACAGUUCAGUUCCCCGGCCCCGACUGUGUGGAGUUUGCAUGUUCUCCCCGUGCCUGCGUGGGUUUUCUCCGGGCACUCCGGUUUCCUCCCACAUCCCAAAAACAUGCAUAAAUUGGAGACUCUAAAUUGCCCGUAGGUGUGACUGUGAGUGCGAAUGGUUGUCUGUUUGUAUGUGCCCUGCGAUUGGCUGGCAACCAGUUCAGGGUGUACCCCGCCUCCUGCCCGAUGACAGCUGGGAUAGGCUCCAGCACGCCCGCGACCCUAGUGAGGAUAAGCGGCUCAGAAAAUGGAUGGAUGGAUGUUUAAACUUGAAAACAUUACAAAAAAAUAAAAGUUAAAUUUGGAUGACUACAUUAUCAAAUCUAAUUUUGUUUGUAUAGCACUUUUCAUACAUAAGAAAUGCCACCCAAAGUGCGUCACAGAGAUAAAACACAAAAUAGCAGGAUGAAUACAAAAACACACCCCUCCCAUCCUCCAAAAUAAAUGCAGACACACACAUAUGAGCAGACAUACCCAAACACACAGACACAGCAUCUAUUGACUAACAGUAUUGAAACAUGGCAAGGCACUGAGGAUCCAAGUCGUUUAUUUGUUUAGCCGUUAAUCACGAGAGUGUCAAAUGGCUUCACAGCCCACAGUUGGCAAUGAUUGACGACAAACCCUAAUCUAACACCCCCCCCAAAUCGGGCAAGGAAAAACUAAAGACCCCAUUUGGGGGGACAUUGAGAAGCGACCGCAGAUGAGGGGGUCCCCCGGCCGGUUUGACCAGGCUGCAAUGGAUGUCGAGUGGGCAACAUUUAUCACAUAGUCUGGUACUGUACAAUGUUCAUUAAGAUGGCAUAAGAGUCAAUUUAAAGAGAAAAGACGCCGCAUGGUUGAUGACUUCGGUGGUUCUCCCUCAGGACCUGGUUGGUCAGAGCAGAAUCCUCCAUGGCAAUGACUGGGGGAAAUGGUCCACUUCAGACCUUGUCCCAGUUGGUCAGUGUAGAACCUAAACAGCAGCAGCCUCAGAUUCUGUCAAUGUCACCUAGCCCUCUCUCCGAACCUGGCACUCUUGAAUGAAAAUGAACUGACGUUCCAAAACCGUUCACAGAUGCCAGAAGGAGCUCAUUCUCAAUAACGUUCAUCAAGCAGAAAUGAACUAAGUCCAGUUGUCGCAAACGUGAGCGGCGACAUGCACGCUGUGAUUGCGACAUCUAUGAUCCCAUGCAGCACCUUCCUACUGGUAACAGAGACUUCAAUCUUUGUCCCUCUUUCAACAUAACGUCAAACAAAACUGCACCAUCUGUAUGUGACAUGCCGAUGUGACGGGAGACAACUCACAACUUGAAACCUAUUUUAUUUGAUUCCUUGGCCUAAAUAAUGUACACAUAGACAGCAAAUUUGUCAUUAUAGCUGUAACAGAAGGACGGGUCUCAACAUUGUUGGCGGCCAUUUUUCUUUUUUUUUUUUAAACGUGUAUACAGUAUGUCCUAUACAAAGUGUGACCUCAAUUGUCCAUCCAUCUAUUCUCCUAUUCAGGGUCUAUCAUGACUUGAAGUCCAACGUCACUAAUUAGACCUCUCUACCUUUGCAAUCAUUGUGACUUUUCUACUGCGUUGGAACGUAACUCCGUCGUAAAGCGAGGUCCACGAGGCCUGAUUAUUCACUCUGCUAAUUGUGUGCGAGGGAG